UAUGUAGAGAGUAAGUUUUAUGUUAUGUAAUUGUGUGUGUGAUUCCGAGUUUCAUUUUUAGUUGCAUGACCUGACAUAAAAGUGUAAUCCAUACAAGCAGUUUUGAUUUUAUACCAUACAGAGACCAUUCAAAAGUAUCUAAGUGGCCCUUAUAUUGAAAGGUAUACCCAUAAAUUGUUAUUUGUUAUUGACGCAAGUUGUUGAGAAAGCAAGACUGAUGACUGCAGGAUGUGUGAGUGCAGAGAAUACCAUCAAGAGGCUGCUGAAGAAUUUCACACAAACUGAGUCAGCAAAUUUACCUGUUGAAACUCCACUUGAUCAGGUCCAAAAUGAUACAAAUGUUAUUGCACAGCAGCAGCAGCAGCAGCAGCCUACUCUGAGUUGGAGUAAACCUUUCAUGAAAUUUGGCAAAACUAUAGGAAAACUGAAAGAUGUAUCUAGUAAAAAGAGAAGUAAUGAACGUGUAUCUGAACCAAGACCAAAAGUGAGAAGAUUUGAAAAUGAAAGAUGUGAUAACGUGAAUUUGGAAUGCGGUAUUGAUGAUUCUAAUGGUAUUGGUUCCACAUUGCCAUCUGUGCCAUUAGAUGAUGAUGAUGAUGAUGAUGAAAGGACACAGACCCCUGAACAGGUUUCCCAAUUUGGUCCAUCAACUGAAGCUUUGUCACAAUAUAAUGUAGCAGCAUCCAGUCAGAUUUGUGUAACUGGGAAUGUAUGUAUAACGGCUUCAGAACAGCAGCAUUUUACAGCAUCAUCAGUUGGCCAGCAUGUAGUGAAUAUUCGUACAAGUUCAGGAGGAACUUUUCCUAGUGUAGGACCCCAGAUAGAAUCUGCUGUUUCAUUGUCAGAUGUGGCAGUGACAUUGAAUGGGCUGGCUAAUCAGUUGCAAGAUCAAACAUCACUCUUACAAUUACCUGUUGAAGCCAGAAAAAUAGCAUGUGUGGCUCCAACACCGUCAGCUAAAAGUUCUAAUGCCAUUCAAAACAGUUCUUCUGUUGGUGUUAAUCAGCAGGUAGUGGAUUUGGGGAGUCAGCAUCUGUCCUCAAGUGUUCAAGCCGAGGGUGUCUCUUCAGAAGAUAAUGGAACAGCUGCUACCAGUGCAGUUAAUGGCGCCAUGACAGGAGCCACAGUUACAAGAAUUCCCCCUGCAGGUAGUUCAGUCAGUUUGGGAUCUCCUACUGCUGAUGAUGUCACCGAAGAAAAUACGAGACAUUGUCAGUACUGCGACAAAUCGUUUCCACAAAACAUAAUUGUUCAUCACAGGAAACUUCACUUCAGUCAGAGUUUCUUCAGCAGAGUUUCUUCAGUUGCUUAA
Messenger RNA from Zootermopsis nevadensis, 1312 nucleotides. The record is from RefSeq and is a predicted model, not a curated record. Lineage: Eukaryota; Metazoa; Arthropoda; Insecta; Blattodea; Termopsidae.